Messenger RNA from Vigna unguiculata (cowpea), 823 nucleotides. Its product is annotated as profilin-4. Gene Ontology annotation, cellular component: cell cortex. Gene Ontology annotation, molecular function: actin monomer binding. Lineage: Eukaryota; Viridiplantae; Streptophyta; Magnoliopsida; Fabales; Fabaceae. The record is from RefSeq and is a predicted model, not a curated record.
UGGACAUAAAAGAAUGAGAAUAAGAAUAGGAAAAUAAAAAGCUUUGAUCCUAAAAAUAAGGAGAAAGUGAAGUUGUGGCAAGAAUUGGACGGAGACAAAGAGACGGUAGAAGGAGCAUGAACUUGCAUCCAAGAAUCGACGAUCCAACCCUUAUUUAAAACAAAAUUUGAAGUUGACAAACAGAGACACAAACAAAAUCACAUCAGCAUCACAACAACAAGAGACAAAGAAACAAAAUGUCUUGGCAGACUUACGUCGAUGAACAUUUGAUGUGUGAUAUUGAUGGCACAGGCCACCAUCUCACCGCCGCUGCCAUCAUCGGUCACGAUGGCUCUGUUUGGGCUCAAAGCACUUCUUUUCCUCAGAUUAAAGGCAGUGAGGUGUCUGAUAUCAUGAAAGAUUUCGACGAACCAGGUCAUCUUGCUCCUACAGGUUUGCACCUUGCUGGAACCAAAUACAUGGUCAUCCAAGGAGAGCCGGGAGCUGUCAUCCGUGGCAAGAAGGGAUCUGGAGGAAUCACCAUAAAAAAAACUGGUCAAGCUUUAGUUUUUGGUCUUUAUGAGGAACCUGUGACUCCAGGACAAUGCAACAUGGUUGUGGAGAGGCUGGGAGAUUACCUAGUUGAUCAAGGUCUCUAGAUAUACACAUCAUGUUUUGGAACAUUUUUUAUUUCUCGGAUACUAUACUUUAUUAUUUCUUUUUUAUAUUUUGAGUUGUAUCUACUACAUAUCAACCCUAAAUCCGGGAGUUGUUGCCAACAAUAACCAUAUGAGAAUUGAACAAUUGUUUGUUGUUUGAAUUUUUAAGUUAUGAUUCCCUUUUC